This is a messenger RNA of Tetrahymena thermophila SB210, 1482 nucleotides long. Its product is annotated as IBR domain protein. The record is from RefSeq and is a predicted model, not a curated record. Lineage: Eukaryota; Ciliophora; Oligohymenophorea; Hymenostomatida; Tetrahymenidae. Gene Ontology annotation, cellular component: ubiquitin ligase complex; cytoplasm. The transcript has 6 exons. Gene Ontology annotation, biological process: protein polyubiquitination; positive regulation of proteasomal ubiquitin-dependent protein catabolic process; ubiquitin-dependent protein catabolic process. Gene Ontology annotation, molecular function: ubiquitin conjugating enzyme binding; ubiquitin protein ligase activity; zinc ion binding.
AUGGAGGAUGAUAUUAUGGACGACGACUAUGAUCAAUACGAUGACGAUGAAGAUUAUGAUCAUGCAGAUUAUGACAAUGCCUUAACUAAAAUGAGUUCAUCGAGAACAUUAGUUUGGAAAACUACCAGUGAUAUCUAUUAGGUCAUCGAUUAAAAGGUUAGAGAUUAAAUGGAAACAUUGAGUUUAUCAUACGACGAUACUCUCAUCAUUUACAAGUAUUUCUAAUGGAACAAGGAUAAAAUGGACCAAGAAUAUUUUAGCAAGCCCGAAUAAAUUUAAAAAAAUGCAGGUCUUAUCUAUAAUGGCAUGCCAAAAGCAGCUCCUCCUUCUACUAAAAAUUUUAUAUGCCCAGUUUGUUAUGAUACUGUUAGCGAAAUAGAUUAUCUUCCCUGCAAUUAAGCUAUUUGCAAAUCUUGUUGGAGAUAAUACAUUACAGACAAGACACUUGGAAAUUAGCUACACAUGUUCUUCAAAUGCCCCUUUGAAGGUUGCAGUCUUGUAGUUCCUUAGUCAUUUAUUUUUAAGUACCUUAAAGACGAUAAAGAAAAGUAAGAUUACAAGCGUAAUUUAGGGAGAGUUUAUUGCUCAGAAAGUAAAACCAUGAAAUGGUGUCCUGCUCCUGGUUGCGAUUUUGCUGUCGAAAAUACUCAUUUUACUCAUUAAUAUGUCCAGUGUAUCUAGUGUAAUACAUCUUUCUGCUUUAAAUGUGGCAAAGAACAUCACUCGCCGUGCACAUGCGAUAUGGUUCAUGAAUGGGAAUUAAAGAAUUCUUCGGAAAGCGAAAAUUUGAGGUGGAUUUAACUUUACACAAAACUUUGUCCUAAAUGUAGGAAACCAAUUGAAAAGAAUUAAGGAUGUAAUCACAUGACUUGUCGUCCACCGAACGGGUGUGGCUUUGAGUUUUGUUGGUUAUGUUUAGGUGACUGGAAAACGCACGGAGAAGCGACAGGUGGAUUCUACAAAUGCAAUAAGUUUGAAAACAUGGGCCAAGACGAAAAAGAUAAUAAAAAGAAGGAAUUCGAUAAGGAAAAGUCAUUGUUAGAAAAGUAUAUUUUCUAUUUUGAGCGUUUCAAUAACAACUAGAAAGCUGAAAAACAAGCAAAGGAAGAUCAGUUAAAGAUUAGUGCAUUGAUCAAAGAUAUUCAUGAUAAACUUGGAUAAGAUUAAUAAUACUUGCAAUUUUUAAAUGAGGCAAAUAAUUUCUUGAUAGAUGGCAGAAGAUGCCUAAAGUGGACAUAUUGCUUUGGCUUCUAUUUAGACCCUAAAAAGAAGGAUUUGUUUGAAGAUUAGCAAAGUUAUUUAGAAAAAACAAUUGAAUCUUUACACUCCAAAAUAGAAAAAACAGAUUUCAAAAAAAGAUUCUUAGAUGACUUAAAAAUUAAAGAAUUUGAUUAGUAUAAAAUAGACAUAGUUAAUCUCACUUAAGCAGGAAUUAAGUUCAAAAAAGGUAUUCUAGAAUCUUAUGAAUCAGGUACUUUUUGA